This is a messenger RNA of Dentiscutata heterogama, 659 nucleotides long. NCBI's taxonomy places the organism in Eukaryota, Fungi, Glomeromycota, Glomeromycetes, Diversisporales, Gigasporaceae. The record is from the annotation of a GenBank genome assembly.
AGGUUUCAGCAGUUAACACACCUGCUGGUAGUAUUGCAAAUGGUGCUACUAUCACAAUCACUUGGUCAUAUACUCCGCAAGCGAAUGCAGUUCCAGGCGUUUUAAGUAUUGUCGAUAACACAACCAAAAACACAAUCAUAAUUAGCAGUUCCAUAACUCUCAGUACUCAAUCUUACCAAUGGACGGUCAAUGUUCCCACGGGCACUUAUUACCUUGCUCUCAACGACGGUUCUGGUAAUAAAUAUUCUGGAACUUUCACAGUCUUCCAACCCGCAGGUGCUGCUGGAGCUCCUGCUCCUGCUGCUUCUGGCCCUGCAGCUCCUGUUGCUUCUGGCCCUGCAGCUCCUGCUCCUGCUGCUUCUGGCCCUGCAGCUCCUGCUCCUGCUGCUUCUGGCCCUGCAGCUCCUGCUCCUGCUGCUUCUGGCUCUGCAGCUCCUGCUCCUGCUGCUACAGCUGCUCCAGCUCUUCCAACUAUUACAGCUGCUCCAGUUUCAUCCAAGGCUUCAGAACAAUCAUCUUCAUCUAAUGUUGGAAUUUAUAUUGGUAUUGCUAUAGGUGGUAUUGUAGUUGGUGCAAUCCUUUCUUUUGUUGGAUAUCGUGUAUAUAAAAAACAUCAAGAUUCAAAAUUUAUUCCAACGCCUAGUAGUGCUGAUCUAUAA